AAGAUUCUACGCCAUAAAAACAUCGUACCCUUGUGGGGUGUAGCGAGAGGAUUUGGACGAAUAUCAGAGUUGCGCUGCUUGGUAUCUCCAUGGAUGCCAAAUGGCACAUUAAACGAAUACCUAAAAUCUAAGCACCAUGAUUUAACAGUCCUGGAUCGUUCACGUAUCCUGGAGGACGUCAGCGCUGGACUUCGUUACCUGCACUCGAGAGCUGUCAUGCACGGGGAUAUAACAGGGGCAAAUAUACUGAUCGACAAGGGAGGUCAUGCGAGAUUAAUUGACUUUGGUCUUUCCACUAUUACAGAACCCCUCGUAGGCCAGUCACACUUGGCCGCAAGAUCUAUACGUCCAGGCGCAAUCCGCUAUGCAGCACCAGAACUCGUUCUACCAGACAACACCCGUGAGCUGCCAGUGCUUUUGGGGAAAGCUGAUAUAUACUCUUUUGGUUGUAUAAUGCUUCAAGUUCUCUCUGGCCGGCGCCCUUGGUCUGAGAUCCUGUCGGAAGCGUUCAUCAUUGUUGUGAUGUCACAGAAUCAUCAACCGCAACGCCCCCCUGCCAUAAUAGACUCUGAUUGGAAAUUCAUCCAGAAAUGUUUGCAAUCCGGACCCAAACUUCGACCUUCAGCAAAUAAAGUACUUGACUUUGUCACGCAUAGGUUUUCCUCUCCAGGUAAUUCUACAUAUUUUGUGGUGCUUUUUAACCAUCGACUGACACGAGCUUCAAGACUCUUGUAG
This is a messenger RNA of Suillus discolor, 735 nucleotides long. RefSeq names its product kinase-like domain-containing protein. Gene Ontology annotation, biological process: protein phosphorylation. The record is from RefSeq and is a predicted model, not a curated record. Gene Ontology annotation, molecular function: ATP binding; protein kinase activity. The annotation marks the transcript as partial. Lineage: Eukaryota; Fungi; Basidiomycota; Agaricomycetes; Boletales; Suillaceae. The transcript has 5 exons.